Messenger RNA from Diorhabda sublineata, 9570 nucleotides. RefSeq names its product GATOR complex protein NPRL2 (gene Nprl2). The transcript is spliced from 5 exons. Gene Ontology annotation, molecular function: GTPase activator activity. The record is from RefSeq and is a predicted model, not a curated record. Lineage: Eukaryota; Metazoa; Arthropoda; Insecta; Coleoptera; Chrysomelidae. Gene Ontology annotation, cellular component: vacuolar membrane; GATOR1 complex. Bases 269 to 1441 code for a protein of 390 amino acids. Gene Ontology annotation, biological process: negative regulation of TORC1 signaling; positive regulation of autophagy; cellular response to amino acid starvation.
GUCACAUGAAUAACUGUAGUUUACUCAUACUUUUUUAAAUUAUUGAGAUCACUAUGGUGUGUGUAGGUAGGAUUCACUAUGUGAAGCAGGUGUGAGUUCAAUUAAUAAAUGUCAAACGCACCUGAGAUAGUGACAGGAGAAUUUCGAAAUCAUUUUGUUAUGUAUGAGAUUCGUAUCAUGUUUUUGUUUAUCCCGUUUAUUUAAAUUUAAAAUUUAAUACAUAUCAUCUCAGUAUAUUUUGUGAACGAAAUUUAUUUUCAUAUUUGUAAUGGAUGUUGAAACACAAUUUAAAAAAACACGUAUAAAAAAUAUUAGAAUUGAUGGACCCAUUCGUUGUAUAUUUUUUUGUGAAUUCCAUCACACUGCCGGUCCUAUAAUAUCGUGUCAAGACCCAGAAAAUUUUAUUUCCAAAGAGCUGUUUGAUAGUAUUAGCGUAUAUAUUAUAACUAAAGCAGAAUUACAAAGAAGUGUUAUUACAGUGACACUUCAAAAUUAUAAAAUUCUUGGUUUUCCCAUUCGUAUAGAUGAUAAAGAUAAAUAUGUUAGAAAUGCAUUCCAUUUUAAUUUAUGCUUUGUCUGUGACAGUGAUGCUAGAACUGUACAAUACGAAUCAGUUGUCCAAAAAUUUUCAGAUUAUUUAGUAGCAAGAGAAAUGGAAAGUAGUUUCUUAUCACAAGGUAAAGUUAGUACAAAACUGGCACCACUUUUAGCUCAAGUUAAAGAAGAACUCAAUACAAAAGGUGAAUGUGCUCUAAUAGAGGGAGCAACAACAACACAUUUAAAAGUAUGCAGAAUACGAUUAGAUCCAUCACCUGUUAAGGAUCAUCAAGUACCUAUAUUUAUCAAGGAAAUUUCUGAACAGCCAUGGGAUCUAACUACUCAACAAGUCACUCCUUAUAUUGAUGGAUUUAAUCAUAUUGCCAAGAUAGCGUCCCUCUCAGAUGUCCAGAAUAAUUUGGUAAAAGCUUGUAUACAGAAUUUGGUAUAUUAUGGAGUUGUUGCUUUAGUACCAUUGUUUCAAUAUGGAAACGUAUAUUGUACAACUCCAAAAUUGAAAAUGAUGGCACAGAACCUUGAGUUACAGUGUAAAUGUCUAAAUUAUGUUACAAAAUCAAAACGUCAGUUGCCGACUGUAAGAGAUGUGUUUCGUUUAUAUGCAGCUAUGACUAGAGGGACUACUAUACGAGAUCUCUGCAUCAGAUUCAAUCCAUCCAAUCUAAGAAUUAACGAAAGGAAAUUGGUACAAUUUGGAGUUUUAGAAGGUAUAAUUCGUAGAGUUCAUAAAUACCCUGUGCUUUUAACAGACGAACCUGACGAAUUAGAAAAAAGUCUUUCUGGGGAGUCGAGUCUUGAUGAACUCUGUUGUUCCAUUGGGGUUGCUUCACAACAACUAGAAGAUCAAUUGGAAAGGGAUCAUAAUGUUAUGUUAUUAUGGAAGUAGAUUAAUUCUUAUUAUGAAUAAUUUUCUGUGAUAGCUGUAGAUAAGUAUAUAUAUAUAUAUAUAUAUAUAUAUAUAUAUAUAUAUAUAUAUUGUAAAUUUAUAUAUUGUAAAUUUAUCAGAAUUAACAUGCGUUGUUAUAUAUAAAGUGAUAGGAGGCUCAGUAUAUCUAUAUAGUUUGCUACAGUUUAAAUGAGACUUAGCCAUCCCCCUUUUAAUAAAAAGGAAAAAUUAAAUACAUAAGACAAAUUAUAAUAACCAUUUUUUUAAUACUGCACUUUUUUUUUAUCCAGUGUAUGCCAAUAUUAAACAGACCAAUAUUGGUAGAUGUAGGAUAUUGUGUUUAUAGAAAUUUCUUAAGAAAUGUUUUGAAAUCCUGAUAAAUCAUAUAUUAUCUGUUGCUUUAUGUUCAUUGGCUCCAAUUGUAAAUUCUUGCAAAUAAUGCAGAUCUUUUUGUGUUUGAGACUAUUAUUUGUAAUAAACAUUCCUGAUUUUUUAAACAAGAUGGCAACAUUAGUAGCAAUAGCAGAAUGUAUUUGGAAGUUUAAGGUUUUAACGUGACCGGCAUUGCCCACUGACCGCCAUUCCCCCAUCUUACCCUAUCUUUUUUUCGCUUCUACAUGAUUAUUUCCUACUUCUAGUAUAGCAGUAUCGUCUGCGAAGGUAUCUAAAGUGUCAAGUUCAUAGUAGGCUUCCUCUUGUUUAAUUCUUUGUCUGUGUGUCACUGUAUAGGUAAGUACAUCAUCAUUUUAAAUUUCAAUUCUUUAUGCUAAACUUUACCGAAUGCCACGUCAAGAAAUAUUGUGGAAGAGCCUUUUUUUCUGCUAGCGACUUUUCUGUUACAUUUGUAAUUUGGUGGACCUAAUCGAUCGUUUAGUGGUUUUCUCUAAACUCAAACUGUUGAGAUGGGAUCAGAUUAUACUUUUCUAUAACGGGUUUUAGGUUGUAGGGAUCAUACCUUCCACAUCAAUGCUAUAUAUUUUAGAUUUUACAUAUUAAUUAGAUGUAUCAGUGUAACUGUUGCUUUUCUUGGUAGUUGCCUUAGGACUUUACCAGUAAUGUGAUCAAAUUUGGAAGGUUUUCAAGAAUUUAUGUUUUCUCUAAUCUCUUUUAUAAUUUCUUUAGGAGAUGUCAGCUGAAUCUCUGUUUCUUCUGCCGUUCCUUGGUCAAUAUUAUCAUCUCCUUCAUUUGACUGAAUACUGUCCUGUAGAUGUUGCAAAUCUAUCAGCUUCUUUUAAUUAUUUUUUGCCCAUGUGCCAUUCUAAUUGGUGGUAUUUGUAUAAUAGACUUUCCAUUGCGAAUAGUCUGUGCUGGCAUCAUUUGUUAAUUCAUUUAGGUAAGUAGUAAUUGAUUUAUUUUUACCCUUAGUGAUAUCUGAAUAGCAUUAUUUAGACUUCAUUUAGUUUUCUCUUUUCAAAGAUUAGGUUUUUAAUUUCUUGUGGAUAGUUGUUCCCUUUUGUUAUCUGUCUAAAAAGAGGAGUAUUGUUAUAUUUGUUUAACGAAUAAUUCGAUCUCUGUAUCUGGAUGAUCCUGAUUUAUUAAAGGUACUGCUAAAUCAAUUUCUUCUUCUAAUUCUCACGUAAAACUAAGCCAGUCUGUUAGUUUAUUUAUCAAUUUUGGAUUAUUUGUUUACUAUGAUCAAUUUAUAGCUUAAUGAUAAGUUUCUUAUGAUAAAGAAAAAACAUUUUGUAGUUUUCCAAAUUAUUUAAUUUCUAUACAUCGUAUAAUCAUAUAAAUGUAGUAUUUAUUGUUCAUAUAUACAAUAAUUGAAGAGUAAAAAGGUAUAAUUCUAAUGGAGAUUUGAAGUGAUUACAUGCAUUGGAGUGUUUUCCUUACAGGUUUCUGUCAAUUGGUUGACACGAGAUAAUAUUUAAAUUAAUCAAAAUCGACUAUGACUACAAAAUUAUUUACGUGACUUUCUACACAACUAGAACAUACUGAACUAACAUAGAUUAUCACAAUCAUAUACUAUGUUACAUAUACUAAGUUGGUCAUAAUUAGUAUAUUACCAAGUAAUUGUAGUACCAUGUAAUUGUUAUUUUAAUAAAUAAAAUAAACUGAUAGAUGUCGCUGAGCAGUUAAUUGUGUUUGAAACAUUUUUUCUUUUUAAAUACAGUAAAUUCAAUAUAUCCGCGUUUCUGUAGCAUUACACAAUUGUAUUUUUAUUUUUUAAAACAUUUGUAGUCUUUAUUGUAUAAUAAAAUUACUGAUAUAAGUAGUGAUUAAAGGUGUAUUAAAACUAAAUUACCUAUAAUUUGAGAAUAAUAAAAAAACAUGUUUAAUUAUGAAUAUUUUCCAGAUCUACUUCACUGACCAUUUAGUCUAUGUGUUGAAAGUUAUUUCGAUAUCAACAUACUGUAAUCGGGUAUCAACUACUUUCAAUACGGGAAAGUACCCCAAUAUAAGAUAGCUCUGAAGGAGUUGUUAGAAAGCCAUGUUUCAUGUAGUAUGUUUUGAACGGCCUUAUAAAUGCCACGUCCAUUGGCUGGAGUUUGUGUGGGGAGGGAGACAAAAAAUGAUAACUCCAUUUUCUCUGGUCUUUAAAAUUACAUCAAUAUUUCUUACAUGGGUUUCAUCACCAUCUAAAACUAUAACAAUGAAAUCCUUCUGGAGACGGUUUGACGUAGUCUAUGAAAUCCUGCAGCCAGUCAGUAAAAAUAUGAGCUUGAAUCCAUUCAGACUUAUAGCAUCUUGCGAUGGUUCCUGGCGGUGUGCUAUCCAAACGUUCAGGCUUCAUAUUUUGCCUAGAAACUACUAUAAGUGGAGGAAUAAAUAUUCCUGAAGGGUACAUGCAUCUGACUAGAGUCAUGAGAAUAUCCCUUUCUUGUGCAGAUAACGUACCAAACUAUUUUUUGCCUUUUACUGUAAUGACUUUUGAGCGACGUGACUGGACGACAGUAAUUCUUGUCUCGUCGACAUUGAACACUUUAUGUGGUCUCCAUUGAACUUUUCUCAGUUUAGGUUCUGAUAUCUGAUAGUAGGGCCCUCAAGCUAUCCGAUAUUAGGAGCCGCCAUAAGCACGGAAUGAACACGGUAUAAAAGUUCAAAAACAUUACGUUUGGUGGUAAUAGUAUCCAAAACAAAACAACUCUUCAAAAACUGUGAACCAAUUAAAAACUUUCUCAAAAUUCUCAAAACAACAAAAGCAAUACAUUGGCUACUGCAGUGUGGGAUGACGGAAGCAGAGCUUCAAGUUCACAUGAUCGCCGCUGGGCUGCACUUACUAGAACCAGAACCUAGACAUCUGGAUUUAGGCGCCUAAUCGAUAAUCGGCUAAUGUAUUGUUUCAAUUGAUGGAUCUAUGCGUUAAAAAAAAUUCUAAUUCAUAACACUCACCAAUAAGAUAAACAAUCAACAAGACUUUGCGAAAAUAUGUUAUAGAUUUCAUGAAAAAUGACUUUUGCAAUGUUAAUCUGUAGGUGUUAAAAUCGGAUGAUUAAUACAAGAUUUACUAAUUGAAGAAAUUCCAGUUGCAAUUAAUAAAAACCAAAGACAUUCCAAAUAUUUGCUAAACCUACAAAUUAUCCAAAUUUACUGAAUUAAGCUGGGUUUACACUAUAUAGCUGGAGAGGUAUAUAAAAAAUGAGCAAUAUAUAAGUUACAAAUACCUCUGCUAUGAGUAAAUUUGAUGCCAGUCCGUGUAGCAGAGCUACAUAUAGCUUAGGUGUUCAGUUCCCAGCCAGAUUCCGAAGAAGAAGGUGGUUCUUGCAGCAGCCGCUUCUUUAACCGCAGCUACUGUGAUAUUUUCAACAGAAAAAAUAGGCUUAAAUUUACUUUAUACCAGAUCUCCAGUGUCACUUUUUGAACUUGUAGUAGAGCUGUAUCUCUGCUAUAUAGUGUAAACCUUGCUUUAUCCUACUUCAAUGUGGCACAUGUACGUAAAUAAACCAUAGAGUUCCUAGAUAUAUAUCGUGAAUAGAGAUUUGGUUAAUACAUAGAAAAAUAAAUACACAGAUUUCUGCAAAACCCGUGAUUAUGGACGAUAGAGAAAAGGUAAACAAUUUUAAAAGAAGCACCGAAUAUUAUAGAUAAAAAACGAAAUAAAAUCACUCUUUUCUCAUAAUAAUUAUUUUAGGUUAUAUUUUUUAAUUCGGUAUACAAAGAUUCAUCUAAAAUUGCUACAGUCAUACCAUACCCUUUGUUUACACCAGCACCAUUCCGGAAGGUUUAUCAACUGUUAUUUAUCUUGAAUGGGUGAAAACUGGAAAACUGUCGAUCUAUAAACAACAAAUUAUUGCUCGAAGACUCGCCAAACUAGCGCUACUGUAACAAGUAGAAAUGAUAUGAACUUUGGUCAUUAUAUGGUUGUGAAUUUAUAGAGUAUAUUCUUUUUUUUUCUUUAACUGGCGGUACGGUCGGCCCUUUGAGAACCAGGGCCUUCUCAACAAUCGACUGCCAAUCCUAUUUUUCCUGAGUAUGGUAUCUCCAACGUCGAAUCCCUAGCUGGAUCAGGUCCCCCUCAACGUCCUCUAACCAGCGCAGGUAAGUCUUCCUUUGAGUCGCCAUCCUCCAGGAACUCCUUACAUGGCUCUGCGUGGGUAUCGAGAAGGCAUUCUCUCCACCUCAGACGCGCCCCCUGGAUGAACGCCACCAAAUCUGGCUCGCCAUAUAUCUGUCUCAGCUCAGCAUCCCUCCGGAUUCUCCACGCACCGUUCUCGUAGACAGGGCCAAAAAUCUUUCGCAGGAUCUACGUUUCCAGCAGCUCAAAAUCCGUUCACUUGUCGUCGUCAUAGUCCAUGUCUCGCAUCCGUAUGUGGGACGGAUCAUUAUCUUGUAAAUUGUGAGCUUUGACCUUCGUGAGAGCCCUCUAAACUUAAGCGCUCUCAGGACUGCCCAGAAGCAUCUGUUCUCCGCAGCAACUCUUGUCUUGAUCUCGUUGUCACGUCAUUGUUUUCAGUAAUUAAGGCCCCGAGAUAUUUGACUUGGUGGCACACAGGGAAGCAAUGUUCUCUGACUUGGGAACGUGGUUAGGGAGGUUAGGGUUCUCCAUGAGGUUCUCAUGUACAUGAUUGUUGGAAGAUGUUUUCAAACUCCGGCGACAGAUGGUCUAAAUUUCGGUUUUCAUUGGGGUACUAAAGCAGCUUUAUAUAAAAAUACAUAGCGAGUCUUUAUUAUGAGGAGAAAUGGAGUAUAUGGUUUUAUAUGAUGCUACCAUUAUAUUAAAAUAAUAUCACAUGGUACAUUUUAUAUAGAUCACAUCUAUUCAACUUAAAUUUCAUUUGUUUAUUAAUAAGCGUUCAUUCGAUUUCCCAUUUUCAUUACAAAAUGUCACAUUUAAAAAGUAAUGUUUUAUUAAAUUGGCUAAUAUUUUCAACCAUCCAUCAUGUUAUUCAACAUUACUAAAUCAUCAAAUUGGUUUAUAUUUUCUAGACGUUGAAUAAAUUGAAUGGAUUUAUUCAGCAGAAUAAUUAUUUCACAAAUGAAAAAACGAAUUAUCCAUAUUAGCUUUUUCACAUUUUUCAUAGUCCAGUCAAUAUAAGCUUAUGACUUUUUUUUCGAACGCAUACGAAGUUGUGCAUACUUGUAUGUUUAUGUGAGGAAUUCAAUUCUAAGUUUAUGCGUCGAUAUUUUGGGUUUUUUGAACCAAAUCAAGAAUUUUUUCGUUAUUGUGCGAUAAAAUUAAUUUUUUGCCAUUCGGAAGCUUGUGAAAUUUACUAAUUUUUCUGGUUUAACCAGAUUUUUCGCUCAAAGGAUCGUAAUCUAGAUAUCCACUGCAUAUACACAAAAAUUUGAAUUUUUAGAAAACUCGAGGUAAAAAAGAGAUAUUAAAGAGCUAAAUGACGUAUUCCAGCAUCGAUUGCUGAACAAUGCAAUAUUUUACAUAUUUUUUUGCUCCUGUAAAAUUUUAGUAAUAGAAAAAAUUAAAAUAGUCUAGAGUGUGAAAAAGUUUCAUCAUUUUCACUUAAUAAUAUCAAUAUUUGAUAUGUUAUUUACCAACUGUCCAAAUUAUAACAUAAUUCAUACAUAACAAAAUUUUUUUCAACCCUUUCUUUGGUCAUUGAAAAAAAAUAGACUUACAAAAAAGAUGUUUUUCAAGAAAAAUGGUCUGGCAACUACAAUUUUUCGAUAUUUUAGGGUAAACAUUUAAGCCAUGUGAAUUAAUUAUAUUGUUAAUACCCCCUAAAAUUUUAUUUACGUGUUACAAGCUUGAGAAGGUCAAAUCCUCAACGUUGUUGAGCUGGCAGCAUACACGUAACCUCUGUGGUGAAAGGCGGUAGAGUGCAUAUACGAGAGAGAGAGAAAAAUGUCAUGUUAUAGUCAAAAAAUUUAGACAAAAGCUUGUAAAAACUAAAAAACAAACAUAAAAAUAACUAAAUAAAGAUAAAACAAAUAAAAUAAAAUUUCAAUAUACAGAAGAAAACCACAAUGAGUAACGUUCUUGUUUGUGCACAUGAAUUAUAAUACUGUAACAAUUUUUUGAAGGUUUUACCCUUUCAUUAUUUCUAAAAAGAUUAUCACAAUCACAAAAAAGAAUAUUUAAAUUCUCGAGAAAAAUAUGAGAUAAUCAAAAUCUUUUGUGGACCGAAGAAUGAGAAUUACUUGGGCGCCUCUGGUGGCACAGUUUCGAAGUUUAUUAAUACAUUUCUUUAGCGAGAGAGUAUUCUUUUUUGCGUUUUUUGUGGAAUAUUAUCAUUUUUCCCUAAUUUGAGCACUUUAUUGAAGAGUUUGCUGUCUGAUUUUUAUUUUAUUGGAAUGAGCACCUCAAAAUACAUGGUCUUGACUAGCGCUCGGAAUAAUGAGAGGUUUUAUUGAAAAAAACUGCGAAAUUAACUGGACUAUUAAGAUAAUAGGAUAAUAUAGAAAAAACUUUUUUAUGCCUUUUAUCUAAAGGUAGUAAUAAAUUUAACCUCAAACCAAAUAUCAAAAUAUUAUAAUGGAUGAUGAGAGAUGCAUUAAGCUGUAUGUUGAAUGGACAAAAAAUUAUAUGCAUUAAAAAAAUUUAGCAGUAGCACAAAAUACGUCAAACACUACCUAUGUUAUUAUAAGGACGACUCACUAACUAACUAUCUAAGUAAGACGUGUAUGUAUAGAUUGAUCUUUAUCCUAUAAUAUAAUACAUGGAAUAAUGGAUAAAGAGCAAAGUGAUUGUCUCAUCAAGAAUAUAGAAGAUACAUCUCACUAAGAAUGUUUGGCUCACAAUAAUUAAAAUCUUUUCAGCUACUUAACUUACUUUCCCCAUUCAUUCUACAUAAAUAACUAUUUCAGACCUAUCUAUUAUGAAGCAGUUUCAGAAAUAAUUUGAAAAUAUCUAGAUUAUUCAGAGCUCUUCACUACUUGAGAGGUUUUAAAUUUGUUCUGUUCAGGGCAGAUUUUUUUCUCGAAAGUAUACCUAAGAAGGAGACUAUUUUGGAAAUUUAAGUCCAAUAUGACUAAUACGAGAAUUUAAAAAAACAUCUAUUUUAAACUUAAUUUCAAUAAUCUGUACCUCAGCUUUUCUAUUACUUAAAGACUUCUACCCAACGAUAUUAUUUUACGUAAACUCCAUUAGUUAAAUUUUUACGGUUUAUAAAAACUAUUUUAUAUACCGUUUUCGACCUUAAGGCACGGCCAACAGUUUCCAUGAAGGUACACUUGAAUGAAAUUUACUAAACUUCUGCUCGAUUACCCAUUUAAGGUUGUAGCUACAACCAAUUGAAUUUUAAAAAAUCGUUGUUUUCUCCGAAGUCCGAUUUUCUCAAAACUUUCGAGUAAGGUGCUUUGAAAACCCUUGAAAUAUAAAUUAAGGAAUUUAGCUUGAAUGAAAUUCACUAAACUUCUGCUCGAUUACCCAUUUAAGGUUGUAGCUACAACCAAUUGAAUUUUAAAAAAUCGUUGUUUUCUCCGAAGUCCGAUUUUCUCAAAACAUUCGAGUAAGGUGCUUUGAAAACCCUUGAAAUAUAAAUUAAGGAAUUUAGCUUGAAUGAAAUUCACUAAACUUCUGCUCGAUUACCCAUUUAAGGUUGUAGCUACAACCAAUUGUAUUUUAAAAAAUCGUUGUUUUCUCCGAACUACGAUUUUCUCAAAACUUUCGAGUAAGGUGCUUUGAAAACCCUUGAAAUAUAAAUUAAGGAAUUUAGCUUGAAUGAAAUUCACUAAACUUCUGCUCGAUUACCCAUUUAAGGUUGUAGCUACAACCAAUUGAAUUUUAAAAA